This is a messenger RNA of Salvelinus fontinalis (brook trout), 2632 nucleotides long. RefSeq lists its product as uncharacterized. The coding region runs from base 348 to 947 and encodes 199 amino acids. The transcript is spliced from 4 exons. The record is from RefSeq and is a predicted model, not a curated record. NCBI's taxonomy places the organism in Eukaryota, Metazoa, Chordata, Actinopteri, Salmoniformes, Salmonidae.
AAUGGGUUCUGGAGGUGGGCCAAAGGACACGCCUCAUCGAGCCCACUGACACGGAGGAGAUUAAAAACUGUAGAACCCACACACACUUGUAGAACCACGCGCGCAAUCUCACGCACACACGCGACUAGGACACUCCGUCUGUGAUGGACUGAAACGUAUGUUCCACCGGGCUGUAUUACGAGGGGAGGGGAUAUACACACUGUGAUGUCAUCAUGUCUCCCUCCCUGCCUUGUCUUCUCUCUCAGGCUGGCUGUGGUGUUGUCGUGAGGAGACUGCUUUCUGCUGCACCAGCUGCAUGAGACAUGCAGAGCUCUGAGCAUCUCUAACAGGCAGCACUCUGUGGAACCAUGGACUGUUCUGAGUCCCAGUCCCAGUCCCAGGGUGACGGCGAGAAAGCUCUGCUCCAUGCAGAGAUCAGAGAGCACCCCACCACAUCAGCUGCCUUAAUUCCCAGUGAUGACCCCGUCCUAUUGACCCCAGGGAGGAUGAGCCAGCGAAGCCAGGGGAAGGAGCGAGAGAAGAGGGAGGAAAAGGAGCGAGAGAAGGAGAAGGAGCGACAGAAGAGGGAGGAGAAGGAGCGAGAGAAGAGGGAGGAGAAGAGGGAGGAGAAGGAGCGAGAGAAGAGGGAGGAGAAGGAGCGAGAGAAGAGGGAGGAGAAGGAGCGAGAGAAGAGGGAGGAGAAGGAGCGAGAGAAGAGGGAGGAGAAGGAGCGAGAGAAGAGGGAGGAGAAGAGGGAGGAGAAGGAGCGAGAGAAGAGGGAGGAGAAGAGGGAGGAGAAGGAGCGAGAGAAGAGGGAGGAGAAGGAGCGAGAGGAGAAGAAGGAGAAGGAUGGGAGCCUCCACACCCCCAGCAGAGAUCACCUCGCCAGCCCCUCUUCCCUCAGCCCAGGGCUCAGCUACACCCAUGGUAAGACCACCUUCUUCUUCCAGGCACACGUUGCCCUCUAAGCACAGACCCAGGGUCAGGUGUCUCUCAACCUCUGUACUAACCUCAAUAUUCCUGAACCACAGUGUCCUCUGGAGGUUGAUGGGCUCUGCUAGGCACCAUGCAACCUUCAGGGUUGAAGCAUAUACCACGGGAAGCCCAGAGGUUACCAAUGCUCUAAGCAAAAGGAUCUGAUGUUUUUAUUUGAGACUUGUAUAUGACAAGGCAUGGUUGUGUUUUAAGGUGGCUUGGGAAGGUUUUUACCCUCCAAAUGUCAAAAAUAGUUCAUCCUACACUACUUUCCUUCUGGGAUGUUCCAUUAUCUACCACCAGGGGGAGCAGAAGCUAAAAGGAAAAACAACAUGUUUUCUCUACUCAUUCUAGAGCACCUUUCAAAUCAAAUGUGUCUGCAUUCUAUCAGAACAAGCAACACUUCUCUCAAAAGAGACCUGAGUGGUGCGGUCGGGGGGACUUCUACAACUGGCUAACCAGUCGUUGCACAAAAGGAAAUCAUUCUGGGAUAGAACCAUAAUAAUAAAAAACCCUGCUUUGAGUAUAUGAAGGUAGAUGGUUGCAGUGAUAUUGAUAGUACCUAGACCUCUAUACAGCUCUGGGAUGUAGGCUGGUAAAUGACAGAAAUUACUUUUAUUAGCCAAUACAUCCAGUGUUAUUUUCCUAGUGUCAGUUUCUCAGUUGUGGUUGUUGCUGGUUUGCUCUUCUGAGUAUAAGAAUGUAGGCUGAGCGCUUCACAGGUAAUGCCGUCCCAAAGGGCAGAGCAUCCAAUAAGGAUGAAAGGCUGGGAGGCAACAAUGCCGGGGAUCUGUAUCCUUCAUUCAGUUUGAACAGACAGGCGGUGAACACGUGUGACGGCCGUCGUGACAUUUACCAGUCUGUUGUUGGUCCAACGUCACCAUACCCUCCGUUUAUCAUGACACCACAUUGGAUGCAUCCCAAAUGGCACACUAUUCUCUAUUUAGUGCCAUAGUAGUGCACUAAAUGGGACGCAGCCAUUAACUCUCUCAUAUUGCGUUCUCCGGAUAUCGUUUAUUCAGAGGCAUCAGACUAUCCGUAGAGCUAGUCAUGGUGGUCUUCUUAAGGUCUCACAAUUUGGAAUAUUUCCUGCUGUUCAAUGGCCAUUUCAACUGUUAAUUCUUGAAGAAUAUAACUUAGAAAUGCCUUUUGACCUUCGUACAGCCGUCUCAUCAUAUCAGAACCCUGCAUUAAAGGUACCAUUGCACCAUUGUUUAUGUGUUUCAUUUUGUUGUCUUUGGAAACAAGCGAUGUAGUCUACAGCUUCAAAGUAAGUUUCAACUAUUAUGUUGUGCUCAUGGACUGUCUGCCCCUGGUGGGGCUGCCGUCAGGCUGAAACAUAAACUCCUGAUUGGGGCUUUAAAGGCCAAAAAGUCCCUCCCCUCUUUAGAUUCUGCCAAGUGUUCCUACUUACUUGAAAGAGGGGAUGUGAAUUCCUAUCCUAGUUCCACAACAAACGUUCUCUGUGAGAAGAAUAUGGUUCAGAUAGGAUCAACUCUGAAGCCAUCGCAACUCUUAAGCCCUGGUCCAGGUUUCCAUGGUAACCCCCACUGCCUCAAGUAGCCUCUUUAUAUUGUGAGAGAAAUGAUGCUGUAUUGGUCUCAAACAGUGUUGUAUUGUGAGGGAAAUGAUGCUGUAUUGGUCUCCAACAGUGUUGUAUUGUGAGAGAAAUUAUGCU